AAAGUAUUAACAGAGUGGAGGAUCAUGACAUCCGUACGAGAGUGCUAUAAAUGUGUAAGCCACCCCGCAUGUUAAGCUAGGGAGAAGAAACAAAGUCCUGAUCUUUCAGGACUAGUUCUUCCUGAACUCUCUCUCUUUCUUUCUCUCUGUCGUACUUUGAACUUCGCUGAGCGCAGUGCUGCCGGCGAUCGAAGUAGUUCCAUCCAUUUCCUUGGCAAUUAAUAGAAAGAUGGAGAAGCGCGGAUGCUGCGGCGGCUUCCUAGAAGCCUCGAAACCCUACUUUGCAAUGAUAUCGUUACAAUUUGGCUAUUCCGGAAUGAACAUUCUUGGUAAAGUUUCUCUCAACGGAGGGAUGAGCCACUACGUGCUGGUGGCUUACUGCCAUGCCUUUGCAACUGCGGUCAUCGCCCCCUUUGCUUUCAUUUUCGAGAGGAAAGAGCAGCCAAGGAUUACAUUUCCUGUUUUCGUCCAGAUAUUCGUCCUCGCUCUUCUUGGUCCGGUGAUUGAUCAGAACUUCUAUUAUGCCGGUCUGAAAUAUACGUCGCCAACUUUCUCAUGCGCAAUAAGCAACAUGCUCCCUGCCAUGACGUUUGUCAUGGCAGUCAUAUUCAGGAUGGAGAAGCUGAGCCUGAAGAAAGUAAGGUGCCAAGCACAGCUAGUGGGAACCGCAGUGACAGUGGCUGGGGCUAUGCUAAUGACUUUGUACAAAGGACCCUUAGUGAAGAUGGUUUGGUCGAAGCACAUCCAUCCUCCUAAAUCUUAUGGGAAAAGUUCCUCCGGAAACAGCGACAAGGACUGGUUCAAGGGCUCCAUCUUUCUUAUCAUCGCUACCCUUGCCUGGUCGGGCCUUUUUGUUUUGCAAACACAUGCGUUGAAGACAUACAAGAAUCAUCAGCUGUCUCUUACAUCUCUGAUGUGCUUUGUGGGCACUCUUCAAGCCAUUGCUGUCACCUUUGUCAUGGAGCACAAAACCUCCGUUUGGAAAAUUGGCUUUGGCAUGAAUCUCCUUGCUGCCGCCUAUGCUGGAAUCUGACAUCAAGCAUUUCAUACUUUGUCCAAGGCUAGUGAUAAAGAAAAAAGGACCCGUCUUUGCAACUGCUUUUAGCCCCUUGCUAAUGAUAAUUGUAGCCAUUCUGGGCUCCUUCAUCCUGGCAGAGAAGAUUUUUCUUGGAGGGUAAUUUAAUUAGCUUGCUCUCUGAUCUCUUCACUCAAAAUCCUUGCAUGAAUGUGCGUGCAUGCAUGCCAUCCUUAAUUAUCCAAAGAGAUAUUAAAUGUGACUUCAGAAUAUAAAUAUAUAUAUAUAUAUAUAUAUAUAUUUAUUGUAGUAGAGUUAAUAUAUCAUUAUCAUUUAAUUAGUAGACCUACUAAUUAGUAAUAUAAUCAGAUAAAUCAUGUCAUGUGGUGGGUGCAGUGUGCUGGGUUCUAUCUUGAUUGUAAUGGGACUUUACUCAGUCCUAUGGGGAAAGCACAAAGAGAGUAUGGAGAAUAAAGCCGCUCUUGAGGAAGAGAUACCAGAUGCUAUAAAGGUUGCCCAAGUAAGUGGGAAGGCUGUUCCAAUAAUCGGGGAUAUUGAAGCAAAUGAAAUCCAAAUGGGAAAGGGAUCAGAUGAUCGAGAAUUAGCGGCCACAAACAAAUAAAGAUCUCGUAUGCGGCCGUUAGCAAUUAAUAUGCCCAAAUGAAUUCCAGAUCAUCGAGCUGGCAGCUCGAGUCCUAUGCAUGCAUGAAGGCUAGCCAGCCAAGACACAAAAUGAUCAUAUCAUAGGACCAUAGGGAAG
This is a messenger RNA of Carya illinoinensis, 1775 nucleotides long. Its product is annotated as WAT1-related protein At5g07050-like. Lineage: Eukaryota; Viridiplantae; Streptophyta; Magnoliopsida; Fagales; Juglandaceae. Gene Ontology annotation, molecular function: transmembrane transporter activity. Bases 230 to 1033 code for a protein of 267 amino acids. The record is from RefSeq and is a predicted model, not a curated record. Gene Ontology annotation, cellular component: plasma membrane. The transcript is spliced from 6 exons.